AUGGCACUAAAAUACCCGCUCAUCAUACGUCGCAAGAAAGACGAUAUUGCCAAGUUCGCCUGCUUAUGGUAUCCCCAGGCCCGUAAGCGGGAGAUGGAGGCACUGGCGCUCUACUCGACGUGGCUGGUGUGCUGGGAUGACGCUGUCGAUGCUAACGAGGGUGAUCUGGCGGGUGAUUUCUCAAGCGCGGAGCGUUGGAGACGGCAGACUUUGGGCAUGGUUCGUGAGGCUUUGGCCGUUGACGGAAUGUGUGCACGUGGAUCAGACGGUGAUCCGAUUAACGACGUAUUUCAAGAUUUCGGCUCGAGGAUCUGCGAGACGGCGUCGAGGGAUCAGCGGCGGGUCUUACAUGAUGAGAUACAGCUAUUUACUGCUAGCUGUGCAGCUGAGCAGGAAUUGCGCCUGGCUGGUCGCGUGCCGGACUACGAGUCGUAUAUGAAGCUCAGGAUUGGCACCGUCGGUGGCAGGAUGCUUUGCAGUCUUGUCCCGUAUGCUACGCAGGAGAGACUACCGCAAGCAGUCCUUUUGAGCCCCGAGGUACAUCAGCUGUGGACACAAGUGUGUAUUCUGCUGAGCUUGUUGAACGAUGUGUUAUCGUUGAAGAAGGAGUUGCAGACAGAUUGUGUCAUUAAUGCUGUUGCUGCAAUGAUGGAGCCAAGCACGACGUUGGAUAUGGCGAUUGCUGAGUUGGAAGUAAGAAUGAGAACAGCAGUCGAGGAGUUUAACAAUGUUGCGAGCAAAUUGAUCAAGGAUACGGAAGCGGAAAGAGAAAUACGGUCUCUUGUUGAGAAAUACGUUGAGGGAUGUCGCUGUAUUGUCACUGGUACUCUCGAGUUUACGUCUGUAUGCCCCUAG
Molecule: messenger RNA, 855 nt
Organism: Fusarium graminearum PH-1
Lineage: Eukaryota; Fungi; Ascomycota; Sordariomycetes; Hypocreales; Nectriaceae
Exons: 1
Coding region: 1-855 (284 amino acids)
Source: RefSeq, a predicted model, not a curated record